Eptesicus fuscus (big brown bat) is the source of this 5390-nucleotide messenger RNA. RefSeq names its product kinesin family member 3C (gene KIF3C). The record is from RefSeq and is a predicted model, not a curated record. Gene Ontology annotation, biological process: microtubule-based movement; mitotic spindle assembly. Gene Ontology annotation, molecular function: ATP binding; microtubule binding; plus-end-directed microtubule motor activity. NCBI's taxonomy places the organism in Eukaryota, Metazoa, Chordata, Mammalia, Chiroptera, Vespertilionidae. The transcript is spliced from 8 exons. The coding region runs from base 517 to 2889 and encodes 790 amino acids. Gene Ontology annotation, cellular component: nucleus; spindle microtubule.
AGCGCUGGCUGCAAUGAAUGACCCCCCAGCUGGGGAGGAGGACUCCAGGUGAGCCUCUGCCCUCAGCAGGGCCGAGACCCCGGCCGCCCAGGACCCGCAGCCCCCGCCAUGGAUCCCUAGAGGAGGAGGCUGAGAAGACAGCUCUGCCGCCCACCCCCAUCCCAUUUUCCUCUUCCUUUAUCUCAUUGUUGCCGUAGCUGUUUACGGCUGGGCUCUUCUGCCCCAGCAUGGGGCAGGCUCCGGGCACUGCCAUCCGGCCGGCACGGCUCCCGCGGCUGCCCGGAGAUUCUGCCUAAUUCUCCCUGUCCGGCCGGUGCAGCGAGGACCAGAGAGCGGAGGAGGCCCGGACUGCAGCGGCGGCGGGGCCACCUCCCAGCAUCCCCACCCUAGGAGGCUGCAUGCGGAUUGAAGAGCGGCGCCCCAGGGCUGGGCCGGCCCCGCUGAUACCUACCUAGGGAGGACGCAGGACUGCCCAGCCUACGGACGGGUCCCUGGGGCAGGAAGGACAGGAGCAAGAUGGCCAAUAAAACCAAGGCCAGUGAGGCCCUGAAGGUGGUGGCCCGGUGCCGCCCCCUCAGCCGGAAGGAGGAGGCUGCUGGUCAUGAGCAAAUCCUGACCAUGGACGUGAAACUGGGCCAGGUGACCCUGCGGAACCCCCGUGCUGCCCUGGGGGAGCUGCCCAAGACCUUCACCUUUGACGCCGUGUACGAUGCCAGCUCCAAGCAGGCUGACUUGUAUGAUGAAACUGUGAGGCCCCUGGUAGACUCGGUGCUUCAGGGUUUCAAUGGCACGGUGUUUGCCUACGGCCAGACGGGCACUGGCAAGACCUACACCAUGCAAGGGACCUGGGUGGAGCCCGAGCUGCGUGGGGUCAUCCCUAAUGCCUUUGAGCACAUCUUCACCCACAUCUCUCGCUCCCAGAACCAGCAGUACCUGGUCCGGGCCUCCUACCUGGAGAUCUACCAGGAGGAGAUCCGAGACCUGCUCUCCAAGGAGCCCGGCAAGAGGCUGGAGCUGAAGGAAAACCCAGAGACAGGUGUCUACAUCAAGGACCUCUCCUCCUUUGUCACCAAGAAUGUCAAGGAGAUAGAGCAUGUGAUGAACCUGGGGAACCAGACCCGGGCAGUGGGCAGCACGCACAUGAAUGAGGUCAGCUCCCGCUCCCACGCCAUCUUCGUCAUCACCGUGGAGUGCAGUGAGCGUGGCUCAGAUGGUCAGGACCACAUCCGUGUGGGCAAGCUCAACCUGGUGGACCUGGCUGGCAGUGAGAGGCAGAAUAAGGCGGGCCCCAACACAGCUGGAGGGGCUGCCACACAGUCCACAGGUACUGGCAGUGGUGGAGGGGGCGGUGGGGGUGGGGAGAGGCCUAAGGAAGCCUCCAAAAUCAACCUCUCGCUGUCUGCCCUGGGCAACGUGAUCGCUGCUCUGGCGGGCAACAGGAGCACCCAUAUCCCCUACCGGGACUCCAAGCUGACCCGGCUGCUCCAGGACUCUCUCGGGGGGAAUGCCAAGACCAUUAUGGUGGCCACGCUGGGGCCAGCUUCUCACAGCUACGAUGAGAGCCUCUCUACCCUGCGCUUCGCCAACCGGGCCAAAAACAUCAAGAACAGGCCCCGGGUGAACGAGGACCCUAAGGACACACUGCUGAGGGAAUUCCAGGAGGAGAUCGCCCGCCUGAAGGCCCAGCUAGAGAAGAAAGGGAUGCUGGGGAAGCGGCUCCGGAGGAAGGGCAGUCGUAGAAAGAAGGCCGUGUCGGCCCCAGCCGGCUACCCGGAGGGGCCAGUGAUCGAGGCCUGGGUGGCUGAAGAGGAGGAUGACAACAACAACAACCUUCGCCCGCCCCAGCCCAUCCUGGACUCCGCCUUGGACAAGAACAUGGAGAAUUACCUGCAGGAGCAGAAGGAACGGCUGGAGGAAGAGAAGGCGGCCAUCCAGGAUGACCGAAGCCUGGUCAGCGAGGAGAAGCAGAAACUGCUGGAGGAGAAGGAGAAGAUGCUGGAAGAACUGCGGCGCGAGCAGCAGGCCACAGAGCUGCUCGCAGCCAAGUACAAGGCCAUGGAGAGCAAGCUGCUCAUCGGGGGCAGGAACAUCAUGGAUCACACAAACGAGCAGCAAAAGAUGCUGGAACUGAAGAGGCAGGAGAUUGCCGAGCAGAAACGCCGCGAGCGGGAGAUGCAGCAGGAGAUGAUGCUCCGCGAUGAGGAGACCAUGGAGCUCCGGGGCACCUACACAUCCCUGCAACAGGAGGUGGAGGUCAAAACCAAGAAACUCAAGAAGCUCUACGCCAAGCUGCAGGCGGUGAAGGCGGAGAUCCAGGACCAGCAUGACGAGUACAUCCGUGUGCGGCAGGACCUGGAGGAGGCGCAGAAUGAGCAGACCCGGGAGCUCAAGCUCAAGUACCUAAUUAUUGAAAACUUCAUCCCCCCUGAGGAGAAGAACAAAAUCAUGAACCGGCUUUUCCUGGACUGUGAGGAGGAGCAGUGGAAGUUCCAGCCACUCGUGCCAGCCGGAGUCAAUAACAGCCAAAUGAAGAAGCGGCCAACGUCUGCAGUGGGCUACAAGAGGCCUAUCAGCCAGUAUGCUCGGGUUGCCAUGGCAAUGGGGUCCCACCCCAGGUACAGGGCUGAAAACAUAAUGUUUCUGGAGUUGGAUGUGUCCCCUCCAACUGUCUUCGAGAUGGAAUUCUCUCAUGACCAAGACCAAGAUCCCCGUGCACUACACAUGGAGAGGCUCAUGCGGUUGGACAGCUUUCUGGAAAGACCCUCCACGUCGAAAGUUCGAAAAUCCAGAUCCUGGUGCCAGAGUCCUCAGCGGCCUCCACCCUCCGCCGCACAUGCCUCACUGGCCUCCGCUGCUCUGCGCCCUGCGACAGUGCUAGACCAUGAGUGACAGCCUUCAGUUCGGCUGCCCAUCUGACAGGCUCCUGGGAUGGGAUCGCCAACCCUGGAUCAUCUCAUCUGCCGCUUGGUGUGUGUGUGUGUGUGUGUGUGUGUGUGCACGCGCGCACGUGUUUGUAUGUGUGAGGGGGUGAGACUCUGGCAGACCGUGCCUCUGCCUGCUCUUCUCAGCCUCCUUUAUUUAAUUAAUGUUAUUUAUUCGUGGAGCUCAGUUAGUGUGGGGGAGAGGCCCUCGCCUGAGCCUGCCGUGGUCACUGCAUAGCCCCCUUUUCUGCUGACUAUAGACCCCCUCCCCCCCAGCCAGACCUCAAGCUCCUCUCUGUCAGUUCUCCCCAGAAGGGAAGGUGGCCAGUGCCUGAGAAGAGAGGACUUUUUCUACCUGUCUCCACAAUCUCCAUCUCCUCCUGUGCUGAUGGCGAGCAGCUCCUAAGCACGUUCCGGGACUAGAAAAAUGCUGGGUGUCCCCUGAGGACAGGAGGGGUCCUGACAGUGCUCCCAGCACCUUCUGGGCCUCAGAAAACCUUGUUCAGCUUCUUGGGCUCCUCAAAGACUUGAAAGACCUCACCCUCCCAGCCCGUGCCCUUCAGCUUGCCAAGAAUCCGUGGCUUCCCGAACUGCUUCCUGUGCACCUUCCCAAGGCUCGGGUAGGAAUUGUGAACCAACCCGUCGCUGCCCCCUCGGACCUGCAGGAAGUGGAACAGGAAUGGAGACACUGCGGACAGUCACCAAGGGAAGUCCCUCCUCUCCUCCCCUGUCCUUUGUGUCUGUGCCCCUCCAAGAAGUGACUUUGGUCAACCAGUGGUCAGGCCAGCUCCCUGUUUUUGAGAUGCUGCUCCUUCCUGCUUCGAAUGUCUUCCCUGUAGCUGCCUGGAUCCCAGUUCAUAGUGGAGGGAGCGAUGUCAUUAUCCCCCCCGGCUAAGCGAAGGUAUCUGCACCUGUUGCUUCCCCCUUCAUUUAGCACAGGAGACGGAGACCUGGGCACGACCCGCCAGCUUGGCCUAUUCCCCCUGCUUCUGAGUCACGUGUGUUGGGCUCUAUUUUGUUGAAAACUAACCCCGUCUUCGGCAUUGUGGAAAUUGGUCCCUAUGGAAGUGCUCUCCACCUUCCUUUGUGACAUCCCAAGAUGUCUCCAGGUAUCUCAAGUGAUAAGUAAAUUUCUACCAAAAAAGAGAAAAGAGAUUAAUUUUCAUUGACUUUUUAAAGUAUGCGUGUUGGUGGAGGUUUGAAGAGGUAAUCAUGAGAGAAAACCAAUGGUUUAGGAUUUUAAAAUGCCCUACUAGUGGGAGUCUACAAUUCCUAGGAUAUGAGGAAGUUAGUCAUUAUAUAAAAGCAUAAAAUUGACUGAUUUGCCUGAAAUUUAGUGUGUGGGAGGUGACGGUGGGGCUGAUUGCCUGGUUAUUCUCUUUCCAUCAGGAAAUUAACCCUUUUUACACUUUUCAAGUUCUGCUCUGAGGACCAAGUUAUGGUUUUUUUAAAAAAAAAAUAUGCUGCCAUUUCUGGACUAGAUGGUUGGGCAACUCAAUUGCCAUUUGCUCCUGUCCGUCAAGGAUAUAACAUUUUUUUCAUCAGAGCCCAAGAGAUUAUUUGAGACUCAGAAUUCAGAUACUUGAUUCGGCUGAGGCUGGGACAGGAGUUGUAUGUAGAAAUCCCCCAGGUGGCCGGGGCACAGAUGUCCUCUGGGUCUGCAUUGGGCAGCCUCUCCCAGCGACCUCCUUCUCGUUUGUGGAUGAAGCAGCACGUAUCACCCCAUUCGCCACUUGGACACAUUGACUCUGCAUUGUCUGGUCACUUGACCCUCACAGUCUUAUAGCACAAUCCACCCAAGUUCACCGCCCCUGGUCUGAGGGCUGGGCCCAAGGUAUGGUCAGAGGAGGAGCUCCUGCCGGCAGUUUUGUGUAUGUGCGUAUGUAUGUGCGUGUUUGUGUGUGUUUAACUCCACCGGGGAUACUCUACACUCAGUGUAAGAUAUGCUGGGAACAGGGCCACUGGGGUGGUUGGAUCUCAGCCUCUCUGUUUCUCUCUCUCUCUCUCUCUUCUCUCUCUCUCUCUCUCCUCUUUUGAUGUAUCAGACAUUUGGUUGACAAAGUAAGGGCCCUGAUUAGGACCAAAUUUCCGUGUCUGUCGCUAUGGUCUUUAUUUAGGACAACAGCUAAUGCAGUGGCCCGUAUAUUACAUAUGUAAUAUAUAAAUAUAUAUAUAUAAAACAUUGCCCUCUGUCUCCUUGGCUUAGAUGACAAGAAAUGCACCUGCACCCUGGUGCUGCCAGCAGCCCGCAGGCCCCAGCCCUGUUCAAAUUAACAGUCAAUAAUAAAGGAAUGAGUAUCGUUACAGCGUUGGUUGCCUGCCUUCUCUUCCCUUUGCUUCUUCCUACUUUUACUCCCGUUUUUAUUUCCUCCCAUCUUUCUCUCCCUUGUUUUCCUAAUGUGGGUUCAAUGGCACAGGGAGCCCAGCUGCAGUUAAUAAAAGGGGACUGGCUGCUUAAUAAAAAGGGGA